AGCCGUUUUGGCUCAGGCAUCAAAGAACAUGUCGGCCCUGGGGCGGAUGCGGUGUCUUCCAGCGCGCCGCGGCCCCGCGCGUGCGUGAGCGGCCCCGCCUGCGAGUGGCCUGCGGCGCGGAUGGAGCACGCCAGACGGUCCAGAGCCUCCGGGCCGGGACCAGACAGUCCUCCGACCAGCCCGCGGGGAGACGGGGCGGCGCGCCGACGCUCCCCGGCCACUGGGUCCCCGACGAGCAGUCCUCCGGCCAGUCCGCGGGGAGACGGGGCGGCGCGCCGACGCUCCCGGUCCUCUGGAUCAUCCAGAUCCCCGACCAUCAGUCCUCCGGCCAGUCCGGGGGCAGGCAGGGCGGCGCACCGGUCCCGGGCCGCCGGGUUCCCGACCCAGGGAGCAGAUCGACGCUUCUCCAUGGCCUCUGAGUCCCCGUCUCCGCCAGCAGAUCGCCACUCCAGGGCUUCCAGAAAUCGGAGGGGCUCGAGGCUGUCCUACGCCACUAUGGCGGAGUCGUGGGUAGAUGCAAGGGACAGCCGGCUUAUCUUUGAUCAUACCGGCGGCUUGGCUAGCCUAGGCCUAGAACAUCUGGACUUGAAGAACCUACCAGGCGGCGUCAAAUCUUCUCCUUCGGAGAAGUCGGACUCCGACCCCGAUGACCGACGAAUUGGCGCGAUUCUCUGGGCUAGAGGCAUCCAAGCGCGACGGCGCAGCAAAAUCUUGCUGCAGCGAUUUGUGGACUCGUGGCCCAUGCAGAUUUUGUUUGGUGUCGUGGCCGUGAUGAACGGCGCGAGUUAUUGGAUUCCUACCGGGGAGCACGUGCCCAGCGAGCAGGUGUAUUUUGCUGCGUGCACUCUCCUCCUGCUCUUCUUGAUCACCAUGUGCGAGCUGCUGAUCCGAGUUGCAGCGCAGGGUGGCCCCCUUCACCAGGGCAGUUCUUGGCUGCGCUUUUUUUCGUUAUCUCUGGAGGUGCUAGUCAUUUGCGUUUUCUUGUACUGGCUCUGGGUCUGUGUGGUUGACCCCUUCAGGCGGACAAGACAGGGUGGCACCAUGAGCCGUGACGGCUUCAGAGCGAAUCUGUUCAGCGUCAAUGUGGUCGCGUGGGUUCGCUUCCAGCGCUUCUGGGGCAUAUGCUUCAACAUCACCGUAGAGGAGGAGGAGAAGCGGCGUCGGGCGCGGCGGGGCAGAGAUCGCUACCUGUGGAAGCAAGAGCAUGAGGAGAAGAUUGCGCUGCGCAACAAAGAGCGCCUUGCCCGCAUGGAGGCAUUCCUUGACAGCGUCAUCGUGCAGCUCUUGAUAGCACUCUGGAUAAUUGGCCAGGCCUUCCUCGUCACACUCUCGCGCACGGUGAGGGCGCUGGAGAUGUUCUAUGGGACCACGAAGUUCACUGGGUAUGCCCUCGCGGCCCUGUACGCGUUCGAGUUCAUGAUCCGCUGCACUGUGCAGGGUGGGUUCGAGCAGUUUGUGUCCCCUACAGUGCACAAGGUCGAGAUCGUGACCGCCAUGUCGGGGCUCUACUUCUUAAUCCAAACGAAUUGGAACCACGACGCGCUCUUGAAAUCUGGCGAGAAGCUUAGCGCACAGGCGAUAUGUGCGGGGCUGCUGCUACUCGUUCACAGGGGCAUCCGUGCGUUCGAGAUCCUUCACGACCUGUCUGCCGCGGACACUGCCACGGAGAAUUUCACUGACGCCAUCAUGAGGAAUAGAUUCAUGGCUUUCGCUGGUGACCUCCUCAGGGUGGCGCCCGAGAAUGUGUUUGUCAGAUUCCAGAUGCCCUCUGACCUCACUGUGCGCCUUCACAAGGCCGAGCUGAACGGGGAGGUGCUGCAGAGUCUGCACUUGCCCAUCGCGCUGCGGGGUGGUCUAGUAGAGGAACUCCACUUGAGCAUGAAGUUCAGCUGGAAAGGAACUUCGGAGGCGAGUCUCAAAGUGGAGAACGCUGUCUUGCUAUUGGCGCCAGGGGAUGGCCUUGCAGAGGCAGAAGAUUCAAACCGUCCGAGUUGCUAUUGGACCCCGGAUAUUGUUCGGGAAGCAAAGUCGAAUUUGGUCGAGAUCAUAUGCGAGCGCCUGACGCCUUCGCCAGAGAGUGAUAAAGGUAUCGACGAGGCACAGGGAGCGUCCCGCAUUGGGGGGUUGCUCUCUGCAUCGAACUACUUCGCGAACAUUCGGAAAAGGUUUGCUAGUGGAAUUUUAGAUAGCAUGCUUAAGAAUCUGACGGUGGAUAUCAAGAAUGUUCGGGUUCAGAUGGAUGACAGCCACGGUGCCUUGGGGCUCCAUCACCUUACCUUGGGCGCCAAGGUGGGCUCCAUUAAACUCGAGCGGCGGCAAGGUACGGGCAGCAUGCACCGACUUGGGAUCUUCGUCCAGACUCAACCAACAGAAAAGGCGGAGUUCGAGUUCUCCGAGUUCUCGAGCUUUGAGUCGAUGGCCGAAGCUUUGGCCAAUCGUCUGCGGCAGCACACGGACAUCGAUUUAAUCAGGUCGCACACUUCUUCGACCUACUCGAGACGUCGGCGCAGGUCUGCGAUAUGGUUCUCGAAGCCGAGCUCGAAACGAACAUCGGCAGCUUCAAGCACGAGGCGAAGUUUGAGAAGCUCACUCGGGCUUGUGUUCGACGACAACCCGUCCCUGCGAUCCCACAUCCCACCGCUGUACAGUUUGAUCGACAGGCCCAAGCUCGCGCUGGCAGAGCUGGUGAGACAGAACCACCUCGAGCGAUGGCGCGUGUGGGCGCUUGAGGGGCUGGAGAAGCGGAUGCCCUCCACUGACAAGCAGAGGCACGCUCGGCGCCAGCGGUUUCCAGAGAGGCAUCUUGUGUUCUCGCUGCUCAGGGUGGAGCUGGAGUGCGGAGCAGAAGCAGUUCACGCGGGAGGCCUCACACCCAGGGGGUCCGACUCCGACCCGGCAUCAACGAGAGCAGAGACACCGACGCAAAAGUCGCAAAGGAUUCCUCGCUCGGAUACAUUCUUCAGUCGCGGCAAGGCAAGGGCGGGGGAGGCCCUGAUGCCUAAGAAGUGGAAGUGGUCGGUGAACGUCCCUGACCCAGUGCGCCUCAAUGUGACUGAAGAUCAGGUACACGCUGUUCGAAAGGUGAUCUCUAGUGUCAGGUCUUGGCUGAUCCACGACAGUGCGAUGAAGUGGUGGCCGGGUCUCCGGCUGUGCGACCUCCAGGACUACCCCCGGCGGGGCCUGGUGCGCUACACCGUGGUUCGCAUGUGGUGGAUCUACGCGGUCCAUCGAGUGUUGGCGCGCAGGCAAAAGCAGGCAAAGAGCAUGAUGAUGGAUGCCAUGUGGCAGGGCAUGAUUCUCUCGCGGUACAAGGAGCUCCUGCGAGACAUGGCCCACUGCAGGCGGCCGCACGGAGGCUCGGUGCCCAACGCCUCCCUGAAGGCGUUCCAGCCGUACAAGGCAGAGAGCAGGCAGGUGAAGGAGCUCCAGCUGCUCCUGCCCCUCGAGGACAUUUGGAUGCAGCGCCGCCAGGCAAUCAGCAAGGCACCACCCUCAGCAUCCCGUCGUGGCUCUUCUAGAUUAUUGUCAGCGUCGCAGGUUGGGUCUUACCAGCCUUUGCAAAGUGCCCUGCGUCAGUCGAUGCAGCGCCUGUGUCGGACGACCUACGGGCAGGAGGCGGCGGCAGGCGAUCUCGAUCCCGAGGUUGGGCGCGAUCUCGAGGAUGACCCGGACCCGGCGACGAGCGCCACGAGAUUGUCAGCUCCUCCGCGCACCUUGCAGCGACAGUCAAGUUCAGCAUUCCUGGGGGCGGUGGAGCAAGAAUCGAACAUUUUCGCGCUCAGCCGCUUUGUGGGCCAUUGGGAGCUGAACGUGCCUGCUGUCGAGCUGCUGGUCCUCACUGGGAAGAGGGCGAGAACCAGGCUGCUCCAUGGAAAGAUUCACACCGGCGUGUGCGGGGACGCCCACGUGCUGGGAGGGCAGGAGUUCGUCACGCCGCUGAGCUUCGCUGGCGCAAGCAGGCAGGCCACGGGCAUCCUGGAGCACAGCCCGUCUUUUGGAGCCGGCAUGGAGAAGGAGGGCCGUCAGAGGGCCUGCCUGCUCGCCCUUUCGGUCGACGGCUUCGUGCUCACCAGCCCGGACAAGCUCAGCGACUUCCGCAACACGCCGCUACCGGGCGAGGACAUCAGGGACAUGCUGCACGGGGCACCACCGGAGGUGGUCCGCGUGGUGCAGCCGGUGCGGCUGGGGACCCCCGCGAGCGUUGGCCUGGAGGCCGCGCGGGCGACGGGGCGGAGGACAAGCGGGAGCAUCUCCUUCGCAGUCUUCGCGUCCCUGAACCCAGGCGUGGGUGGGGAGUGCGAGGUGCACCUGGCUGACCUGGACGUGGUGGCAAGCGACCGGCUGUUGGAGAGGAUGUGGACUUUCGCGGGUUUCGCGAGACUGGCGGGGAGGUAUGGUGAAGCUGGCGUCCCGCCAACGAGCUCAAAGUUCUUUCGCUCUCGCGCAAGAGGGUUCGACAGCACCCAGUCGAAUUUCACGACCCGCAGCACGACAGGAGGGAUCUUUCGGCACUUUACGUCCUUCUCCACGGGGAUCUCCUCGGUCGGAGUCGACGUCGGAAGGCACGCCGAGUUCGACGACGACGACGAUGACGACGACGACCUCGACGAUGCCGAGCAGGGGUUCGCGAAGGUCACGAGGAUAUACCAGGAGGACCUCACCGUGGGCCAGCUGCGUCGCAAUCAGAUGCUAUACGAGCAUGCUACCAAGUUGGCAGGGCUGCAUGGGGACAUCGACGUCUGCUACAAUGUCGGUGCGAUCCAUAUGGUGAAUGUGUCUCAGUACUCCCCGGCGAGCUUGUGCGUCUUUCAGGUGCGGAUGUGCCCGUUCACCUUCCGCGACAGAGAGGACAAGGUCGCGUGCAGCGCCGCAAAGUGCGGCAGCGAACACAGUAAGGUCAGCCUGGAGUUCAAUGGCUUCGCAGAGGCCCAGUGCCACGCCGAGGAGGGCCGGCGGCCUGGCGCAGGCUCCAGAACCUGCCCUGGCUGCGGCAACCUCUGGGCCCACUGCUGCUGCGACGCCAGCCUCUUCGACCUCAGCGAUCGAGGUGUCGACCGCUUCGGCUUCCUCGACCUCAGCGGACCGCCGCCGCGCGAGGCCGGCGCCACGCUGGGCCUCGAGGCGCGGCGCCCGCGCGGGGACGGGGAGCUCGGCCUCGGCGGGCCCGGGGACGUCCCGCGGCGGUGGGGCCACGAGCGAGCCGAGACGUGCGCGGUCAAGUCUCCGUCUUGCCCUGGGAGCUGCUGUCGGCGCCGGCCUGCUGGGUUCCCGUGCAGGCUGCCGAGUGGAGGGCCGAGCUCGAGGCCGGGUCGGCCGAGGUGCCACGGGCCUCGGCGUGCGCGGCAGGCCCGUCGACCUCCACGGGCACGGGGGCCGAAUUGUUCGGCGACGCUCCUGCAGGGCGCGCUGAGCGCACGGUGGCUAUCUGAUCUAGGCGCCGGUUCUCACAUUCUCAGUCUUGGAGAUCUGGUGCUCUGCCUGGCUGCUGGCAGCAUCAGGGCACAUGUGCCGGGCCGCUCCAGUUUCGACGGCACUUCGUGGGCUUCCUGUCGUCGGGAGCAGUGGCAGGGUAUAGGGGGCAUGGAUGUGGGCUUGUGGAGGUUGAAAGGGAUAGGCCUUGCCAGGCGGCCGCAACCGCAACCCGCCCAGGCCAGACGGCAGAACCGUCCGGGCGCUUUUCCCCGGGCGGGGCGCGUGGUGCUGGCCUCCGUGCAUUGAGCGGCAGGCAGGAGCAAUCGACAUCGUAAUUCCUGACAGGCGUGCCUUGAGCACCAGAGGGUUCUCGUGCGUCUUCGAACACCUGUGUGCUGGAGCGUUUCGGAUACCGCUGCUCGUUCACAGAUUUUGAGCCGCGCGCGCGGGGACACCCACGCGUGGCCGGCACGGUCUUAUCUGACCGCGCUGCCGGGCGCGUGGUGGUGGUGGUGGAAUGCUUCCGACAGGCGCGCGCGAGUGGCCCAAUUGGUUGCGUGCGACAGACUGGCUAACAGCCGAUGGUUUUCUUAUGAUUUCGGCGAGUGCACAUUACGUGUCAAGACGUGGCAGAUACGCGCAAGGAUACGGAGCAAGCUUGCGGACCUCCUCGAGCGUUCAAAUUGCAGGGGUGGGAGUGCUCCGAAGUAGGCUAUAAUGUAUAGUAUGUUGGCUUCUUGGCUGCUGAUUCAUUGCCAAGUCCUCCGCGACACGCGCAUAUCAUUUGCACUCUGCUGUAGCGAUCUUCGCGGGCAGCCGCCACACGUGGGCCUCCUGCCUCGAUCGUAAGUGCGCGUGUCUUGUGUCAGCGAUAGUGUAACCUUUCACCCAUUUACUGCACUGUCAUUUGCACUCGUCUGUUGCGGCCUUCACAGGCAGUCUUCACACGAGGGAUUCCUGCCUCGACCGCAAGUGCGCGUGUCUUGUUUCAGCGAUCGUGUAACCUGCCACCCACUUAUUGCACUGCCACAAAGCCGUCACAGCC
Prorocentrum cordatum is the source of this 6457-nucleotide messenger RNA. NCBI's taxonomy places the organism in Eukaryota, Dinophyceae, Prorocentrales, Prorocentraceae. The record is from the annotation of a GenBank genome assembly.